This is a messenger RNA of Hyaloscypha bicolor E, 2091 nucleotides long. RefSeq names its product carbohydrate-binding module family 43 protein. Gene Ontology annotation, cellular component: fungal-type cell wall; cytoplasm. The record is from RefSeq and is a predicted model, not a curated record. NCBI's taxonomy places the organism in Eukaryota, Fungi, Ascomycota, Leotiomycetes, Helotiales, Hyaloscyphaceae. The transcript is spliced from 3 exons. Gene Ontology annotation, biological process: fungal-type cell wall (1->3)-beta-D-glucan biosynthetic process. Gene Ontology annotation, molecular function: 1,3-beta-glucanosyltransferase activity. The coding region runs from base 1 to 2091 and encodes 696 amino acids.
AUGCCACUGCGAGCAGGCACCCUCCUUGCAUGGGUCGUGAUCCUCUGCGCAGCACUUGUCGCUGCAGAUGUGGAUCCUGUGAUGAUCAAAGGCUCACAUUUCUUCUACCAUACGAAUGGCUCUGAAUUCUUCAUCCGAGGCGUCACAUAUCAACCGCCAUCGAACUCGAAUAAUACACAAGUGGAUCCGUUGGCAAAUUUAGACUGUAUGCGCGAUAUCGUGUUCCUCAGCCAACUCAAUACCAAUGUCAUUCGGGUCUCCUACAUCGAUCCAACGCAAGAUCAUACAGCCUGUAUGAGCGCACUGCAAAAUGCUGGCAUAUAUGUUUUUGUUGACCUACCCACAAACCUCACCAUCAACAGCACAAACCCUCAAUGGAACUUGGACAUAUACAAUUCCUGGACACAGAAGAUAGACGCAGUAGCCGGGUUCAACAAUUUACUGGGAUUCUUUGUUGGGAACAAUAUUAUCACGAACAGCGGUAACUCGCCUGCUGCUGCGUUUGUGAAAGCUGCAGUCCGGGACCUCAAGUCAUACAUCAACAGUAAAUAUAAUCGCGACAUACCGGUUGGGUACGAGGUGAAUGCUGCUGCCAAUUACGAUAUCGUGUCGUCGUAUAUGACGUGCGGCAGCAAUACUUCAGCAGCAAUAGACUUUCUUGGUAUAUCAGACUUUAAUUUGUGUUCCAACAAUACCAGCCAGGGUUUCGACUUGAUUUCCGCGGAGUACGGCAUCUAUCCUGUCCCCGUGUUUUUUGCGGACUAUGGAUGUAGGGAUUCGCCUGGCAGUGCAAGGAUGUUCGCUGAAGUGCAAAACAUCUACGGCAAUCCUAUGACGAACAUCAUUAGUGGAGGCAUCGUGUUUGAAUACUUCCAGGACGACGAACUCAAUGGACUUGUCUCCAUAUCGGGAACCCACGUCAACCCCUUGGCAGACUUCACCUCGUACUCGUCCCAAAUUGCUAAAAUCACCCCUUCUCCUACUUUAGUUUCCAACUAUGUGGUGUCAAAUACUUUCACGCCGAGCUGUUCAACAGGGGCUGCUUUCUCUGCUUCUCCAACCUUACCACCAGUCGUUAACCAAAAUAUAUGUGCCUGCAUGGUGGGUUCUCUAGAUUGUAUAGCCAAACCAGGACUAGAAGCCGCAGUGGUAGAAUUCAGGUACCGAAGUAUCUGUGGGUCAACAUCAGAAAAUUGCCCUGCGUUGCAUGGAAACGGAAGUAAUGGCACAUACGGCGCAUUCAGCAUAUGUACAAUUAACGAUCGACUCUCCUGGGCUCUGAAUCAGCUUUACCAAUACAGUACAGCGGAUUGCUACAGUGACGCAGAUGCUGCUAUAGCUCACACUAAUUACUAUUCCAGCGGCGGGGAUUGCGCCGAAGCCUUGUAUGAAGCGGGCCCGUCUGGCACAGGAACCAUAAGUACGUUUCCAACAUCGACCGGUUCAAGCUAUCCUGAAUAUACGAAUAUUGGUGCCGGGGUGCCAUCACCAGUUCUCAGCAACGGCGCAAUAGCCGGCAUUGUGGUAGGAUCCAUCGUCAUUUUUACUGCAUUUGUUCUCGGAUGUGUACGGAUCUGCUGUUGGAGGGGAAAACGGCGAGGCUGUGCUUGCUGUAUACGAAGACGAGGCAUCAAGUUCCAAGAAGAUGCGACGAAGGACGAGAACCAAUACCACCCAGAUUCUCGACAUUCAAAAUCUCCAGACCAACCCGGUGGUCUAAGAGGAGGCGGAUCUUCGAUCAUCUCGGAUGAUUCGCGAGGGAUGGUGGAAUUGCAGCCUUGGGACGAGAGAUAUCUACCACCAAGGAGUAACAGCGAGUUCCAAAGCACCAGUAGCAGAUCCGAGAUUCCAGCGCACGGGUUGGCCAGUGAGGGGAGUGCGUAUGUUUCUCAUCAACGACAUCACAGCUCGACAUCGCAGCAUUCAGGACCCGAGUUGGUAAGCUCACUUGCCGCGCCAUCACCGAUGGACUCGGUGAAGGAGUUACCGGCAUUUCGUGCACAUGACCAGCCGGAGGACAAGUCGUUGGGGAGUAUGAAGUUGCUGUCGCCGGUAGUGAAGGUAUUGCCUGUACCAAAUGCUGAUAAUUGA